This is a messenger RNA of Leucoraja erinaceus (little skate), 1731 nucleotides long. RefSeq names its product unc-50 homolog (C. elegans) (gene unc50). Bases 161 to 940 code for a protein of 259 amino acids. Lineage: Eukaryota; Metazoa; Chordata; Chondrichthyes; Rajiformes; Rajidae. Gene Ontology annotation, cellular component: Golgi membrane. The record is from RefSeq and is a predicted model, not a curated record. The transcript is spliced from 6 exons.
CUGCUGGCCUGUUUGUUUGGCGAUCGGGCUGAAGGGAAAAAGUGAAGGGUUUGUGUGCGGAAGCUUGCAAGCUUGUGUCCGCCCUUCAACCCCCCUCCCACUCUCCCCGUCCGCCGCGGGGAUUUGAUUAGUUGGGGGGUUAAACGCACCCUGAGCAAAAAUGUUACCAACGACAACAUAUAAUCCUAGCAGUCAGGGGAAUGGAGCCCCAAAUUCCAGUGAUUCUGCACGAUAUACAGCUGGAGCCAAGCGCUACAAGUAUCUCAGACGCCUUUUUCGUUUUAAACAAAUGGAUUUUGAAUUUGCUAUAUGGCAAAUGUUAUACCUAUUUACAUCUCCACAAAUGGUAUAUAGAAACUUUCAUUACAGAAAACAGACUAAAGACCAAUGGGCCAGAGAUGACCCAGCCUUCCUAGUUUUGCUUAGUAUCUGGUUAUGUGCUUCCACCAUUGGUUUUGGAUUUGUAUUAGGAAUGGGAUUUUUUGAAACAAUAAAGCUUUUACUGUGGGUCGUAUUCAUUGACUGCAUCGGAGUUGGACUACUGAUCGCAACAUUAAUGUGGUGUAUCACCAACAGAUAUUUGAUGAAGCCUCAGAGCAAAGGCUAUGAUGUGGAAUGGGGCUAUGCCUUUGACAUUCAUCUGAAUGCUUUCUAUCCACUUCUUGUAAUAUUGCAUUUCAUUCAAUUGUUCUUCAUCAACCAUGUCAUUAUUAGGGACGGAAUUAUUGGUUGCUUUGUUGGAAAUGUCUUCUGGCUGGUUGGGAUUGGAUAUUAUAUUUACGUUACUUUUCUUGGAUACAGUGCUUUGCCCUUUCUGAAGAACACGGUUGCCCUGCUUUAUCCAUUUGCCCUCCUGGUCAUUUUCUUCUUGCUUUCAUUGGGACUGGGAUGGAACUUCACCAAGGGACUGUGCUGGUUCUACAAGUAUAGAGUGCAGUGACACACCACUCAUCUAAUGAAGUAUUUGCUGAACAUUUUGUUUGUUGCCAGUGUAUAUACAGCUUUGACAUUUGUAUAAUUUGUAAAUGUGCUGUACAUACUGAUAAAUAACCAUACAGAUUUGAGGAAUAAAUUCAAGAUUACUUCUGAUUUAUUCUUUUUAAACGUUUGAUGAAUUGUGGCAUAUCUUUUUUCAACAUUGUGAAUGUUGGAACAUUGAAUCCAGCAAUCGGACUAGUGUGUAUAUUUCAUUUACCAAAUCUCUCAAGGAAGUACAUUCCUUUAUCAGCAGUAGUUCUGGUAGCUUUUCUGAAAAGCAUUUAUUGGGAAGCUUUAAUGAAUAUUUAUUCCGUGUAUUUCCCUACUUUGGCUAUUAAGUCUUUGAAUGUAUUUAUUCCCCGAUGGGGUUAGUGGAAAGGUGGAAAGUUGGGUGUAUGAGGAGCCCAUCAAUUGAACAAGAAGAAAGGGUGGGUGAGGGGGUGGAAAGGAAAUUUUUGUUGUUUAAAAUUCAUUUUUGCUCAUCUUUCUUUCUAGCCUUCUCCCUUUUCUGGUUGAUUUAAAGCAUACAAAAAGUUGUAUGCAAAAAAACAAAUAAUUCCAAAACUCUCCAGGAGAUCAACAUUCUCACCACUGAACAAAUCUCAAAGCAAGCCACAAAACUCAUUCUAAUUCAUAUUAUGGUUUGUGGGUGAUUAGAGUCAGCUGGGCAGAUAAUUCCAUCAUAAACAACGUGUUGAGGUUUUUGAAAAUACAAGUCCUGCAUUUUUAACAAAAAUUAAAAAAAUUACGUAA